AUGACGUCUGCACCACGUACAGUUUUUCUUAACAAACGUUCAGGUGACCAUGGUUUUGGUAUACUUAUAAAGGAAGAUAGUCAUAAUGAAAUGGAGAUAAUUGCUAUAGAACCUAAUUCACCAGCAGCAGAUGCUAAUAUACGACGUGGUGAUCGUAUUUUAGCAAUUAAUGGACAACCGGUGUCAAAAAUCUCUAACGAAAUAUUUUUUAAAAUAGCACAUAAUGCUCAAAGUUUAAUACUUUCUAUUCAAUCAUCAAAUAAUACACUUGACAUUAUUGAUGAAUCGUCAACUAAUGAUUUUGAUAAUAAUAAUAAUGAUCCAUAUUCAUCAACACAGAGUAAAAGUAGUGAUCAAAACUGUCAAAGUUAUAAUAAAGGAUUAAGUUUUGAUGACAAUUUAAAACCUAGUUCUUUGUCACCAGCAAAUAAAAAUGAAAAAGUUUUAAUAUCUGAUCAACAUUCAAUUCAACCUCAUCAUCACCGAGAAAGAUAUCAUUAUCAAUCACAAAAAAUUGAAAGAUUAACUGAUGAGGAACUAAAAGAAAAUAUUCAAUCAUCAUUUCCACGUCGACGUGCAUCAAGUAUGGAUGCAUCUCAUAUAAUUUGUAAUUCAGAAUUAUUGAAAAAAAUUAAUGAAAUGAAUGCAACAAAAGGAGACAAGUCUCUAUCAAAUAUUCAGUCAACAAUUAAUAAUGAACAACUUUGUGAAAAUGGAAUAGUCGAGCAUCCUCAAGUUUGUAUUACUGAAAGAGAACAAACAGAACGAGAAUUCAACAAUAGAUCACCAUCGAUUGAUGAUGUAAAGUUACGUGAAGUACAUUUAUCUCGUUCAUCCGGUUAUCCAGGAUAUGGUUUUACAAUAAAAUUUGAUAAACUGGACUAUAUCAUAGUUAAAAUUGAGGAUAAUAGUCCAGCUGAACAUUGUGGUCUUCAUCAAAAUGAUAUUAUACGAAAAAUAAAUAAUCAAGCAAUCGAAACGCUUGCCUUACGAAAGUUUUUUGAAAUUAUGACGUUGAGCAAUGAAAUUACUUUACUAGUUCAAACUAAUGAUGAUCACAUGCAUAUUAAUCCGAAAGUAUCACGACCAAAAACCGUCGAAUCAAAAUCUAAGGCAAUUAAUAAUCAUCCUGAGAUUCAUGGACAUGAACAUGAACGCAGAAUGCAGACAUUAAAAGCCAUCGAUGAAGUUAUCACUGGUUGUAGUGAAAAUGAAGCUGAACUCAAAAGAAUGACUUAUCGAGAUCUUGAAUCUUUAUUGUUUCGACUUCAAUUACGAAUCGCUCAGCAUGCCGUUGAUUUAACAGAUAACUAUGAAGGAAAAAUUCAAAUACUAAGUAAUGUUUAUCAUGAUCAACAAAUUCUUGUUCAAAAAGUUUUUGAUGAAAAAAUAAGACAAAGAUUAUAUACAAUCGGAAAGAGAACUGAAGAAAACACUAUAGAACAACUUCAUCUACUACUUGAAAAACAUUUUCAUACGAUCAAAGUUUAUCUUCACUAUUGUACUGAACUACAUAAAAAUGUACCUCUGACUGGUCUAACUGGUGAUAUUGUUGCUAAAAUUGCUCAGAAUUUCUAUAAAAUCUCUCCCGAAGAUAAACAUCAAUUAAAACAUAAAUGGAAAUCAUGUGAUCUUCCUCUCACCCGUACAUUUAUUCAAUUCAAACCUGAUAAAUCUACAUCAUUCAAAAGAAAUGAAUCACGACGAUUACUUAUAGGAUCAGAGAAUCACUUACUUCAAAAUGAUCAUGAUAGAACAAAAACAUAG
Molecule: messenger RNA, 1767 nt
Organism: Rotaria sp. Silwood1
Lineage: Eukaryota; Metazoa; Rotifera; Eurotatoria; Philodinida; Philodinidae
Source: the annotation of a GenBank genome assembly